AUGCCCUCCCCUCCGACAUACUCUGCCACGACCGUCUUCAGCCCCACCUCCGAAAUCGACAUCGCCGAAGCCGCCGCCGCUCUUCGCGACGGCCACCUGCUCGCCUUCCCCACCGAGACCGUGUACGGUCUGGGCGCCAACGCCCUCACGCCCUCCGCCGUCUCCGCCAUCUUCCGCGCGAAGGGCCGCCCAUCCGACAACCCGCUCAUCGUCCAUGUAUCCUCCCUCUCUGACUUGACCCGCUGGCCGCUGACGCCCCUUCCCCUGUCCCCCGCCGCUGCGCGCCUGGCGAAAGCCUUCUGGCCGGGUCCACUCACCCUCGUCCUUCCGUUGGCCGCGCGCUCGCCGCUGGCCGCCGCCGUCACGGCUGGCUUGCGAUCCGUCGCCUUGCGCGUCCCGAAGCAUCCUGUGGCUGCCGCCCUUCUCGCCAAGGCCGCCGUGCCUGUUGCAGCCCCGAGCGCAAACAGGUCGGGGAGGCCGAGCCCCACGUCUGCGGCCCACGUCAUUCGGGAUUUGGACGGCGCUGUGUUCGGCGUCGUUGACGCGGGCGAUUUAGCCUUGGAUGACGCCAACUGCGGCGUAGAGAGCACAGUCGUAGAUAUGACGGAUCCGCAUAACCCGUCUGUGCUUCGUCCUGGCGCUGUGUCUGUGAGGGAGCUUGAAAGGGUCAGCGGCGUGCCGUUCCGGGAAGUGGAGAGGGGGCAAGCUGUAGAGAGGCCAAAGGCCCCGGGGAUGAAGUACCGGCAUUAUGCGCCGGUUGCCCCGAUGACUAUAGUAGAGAGGACCAGAGUGAAGGAGCGACUUGAGGAGGAGAGGAGAAAAGGAAAGCUCGUCGGUGUGCUGGCGAAUGAUGCGGUGUGUGAGCAGUUGCGAGAGGUGUCGGGGGUGGUAACGGUUAAUUGCGGACGGGAGGGGGACGUGGCGAGUUUUGCAAGGGAAUUAUACGGCGCUCUAAGAGCGUUUGAUGGCGAGGGGAAGGGAAGGAUGGAGAAGGUUGCGAUUAUUCUUGCUGUGCCCCCGCCAGACACCGGAGAUGGCAUCGGCGCGGCCGUAAUGAACAGACUAGUCAAAGCUUCAGCAGGGAGCGUUGAAAGUAUCCCUGAGAGUCUCAAAUCGUCGCAUUGAGACGUGUACAGCUUACCACUGCUUUUGAUCAGAUCGGUCUUGUGCUGAUCCAGAGACGACAUUCCUUGCAUGCACAUGUGCAAUCGUGUUGAGUCGCGCAUCACGUUCAGAGUUUAACUUUACAAUAUUAUGUAUUACAAUUCCGGCUCACCACCAUAAUGUACAAAGAAAUCCACAAAAUAAAUUAACCAGCAUACAAUUCAUGACUCAUAAACAAAA
This is a messenger RNA of Chondrus crispus (carragheen), 1344 nucleotides long. RefSeq lists its product as hypothetical. The record is from RefSeq and is a predicted model, not a curated record. Gene Ontology annotation, molecular function: nucleotidyltransferase activity; tRNA binding; double-stranded RNA binding. Bases 1 to 1125 code for a protein of 374 amino acids. The transcript has 2 exons. Gene Ontology annotation, biological process: regulation of translational fidelity. Lineage: Eukaryota; Rhodophyta; Florideophyceae; Gigartinales; Gigartinaceae. Gene Ontology annotation, cellular component: cytoplasm.